GAGAUGUACGUCAACUGGAGCUGGACUUGGAGCAGCCUCUCUGGAGUGUGUGACGAGCAGCAAAACUUUUUGCACGCAUCUCUUGUCACGUCUUAGAGAAAAAAAAAAACUUUCGGUCAGAUGCAAAACAUUGCAACACAACCUGCCGGGUUAAACAGCUGGGAUGUAAGACGGCGGCUGAGCGGGUGUGUGUAUGUAUGUGUGUGUUUUUAGUUUCUUUUUUUCCUGAACUGAAUGCACGUAUAUCGCCUGGGCGGUAACGUGCCGAAUAGCGAUGCUGGCGAGAAAAAGCAUAAUUCCCGAGGAGUUCGCGCUGCCCGCGCUGGCCUCGCGCGCCCCCCGGAAGCCGGUGUUCAGGGAUCGCGUGAACAAGGCGCGCUUCAUUGCCAAGAGCGGCGCGUGCAACCUGGCGCACAAGAACAUCCGCGAGCAGGGCCGCUUCCUGCAGGACGUCUUCACCACGCUGGUGGACCUCAAGUGGCGCUUUACGAUUGUCAUCUUCACCAUGACCUUCCUGUGCAGCUGGCUGCUGUUCGCCAUGCUCUGGUGGCUCGUUGCCUUCGGGCACGGAGACCUGGAUCUCAACCGUCCGUCCGGCGUCGAGCAGUGUGUCACCAACGUCAAGUCCUUCACCUCAGCCUUCCUGUUCUCCAUCGAGGUGCAGGUCACUAUAGGCUUCGGUGGCCGCAUGAUUACCGAGCAGUGUCCGAUGGCCAUCACAGUGUUGAUCAUGCAGAACAUCGCUGGGCUCAUCAUCAAUGCUGUCAUGUUGGGCUGCAUCUUCAUGAAGACGGCACAGUCGCACAGACGUGCUGAGACGCUCAUCUUCAGCCGGCAGGCUUGCAUCGCCGUGCGCAACAGUCGUCUGUGCUUCAUGAUCCGUGUGGGUGACUUGCGCAAGAGCAUGAUCAUCAAUGCAGCUGUGCGCCUCCAGGUGGUGCGCAAGACCACCACGCCUGAGGGUGAGGUCAUCCCUAUACACCAGAUCGACAUCCAAAGUGAGAGCGCCGUGGCUAGCAACAGUAUUUUCCUUCUGGCUCCACUCAUUAUCUGCCAUGUCAUUGAUAAAGACAGUCCCCUCUAUGACUUGUCAGCCAUGGAGCUGCAAUGCAGUGACCUGGAGGUGAUAGUCAUCCUCGAGGGUGUUGUAGAGACCACGGGAAUCACCACACAGGCACGCACUUCUUAUGUGACUGAGGAGAUCCAGUGGGGCCACCGAUUCGUGCCAAUCGUGACUGAAGAGGAGGGGGUUUACUCAGUGGACUACUCUAAGUUUGGCAACACCUUGAAGGUUCCGACACCACGCUGCAGCGCUCGCGAGCUCGACGAGAAGCCGUCCAUCCUCAUACAGACGAUGCAGAAGAGCGAGCUUUCGCACCAGAACUCUCUACGCAAGAGAAACUCUAUGCGCCGCAACAACUCCAUGCGCAAGAGCAACUCUAUGCAGCGUAACAACCUGUCACUAGCUGUACCCAAAGUGCAGUUCUUCACACCUGAAGGGGGGCAGAAUGUAGCCGUCACAUGACACGCACAAGACCGUAGUUGGGAUAAUAAAAGGUUCAGUGAUGCUGUAUUCUUGUCUUGCUCCACUGGACCUCUUUCUACUGUUCUGUUAAAUUCUACCACUUCCUUUGUAAAGGAGCAGCAACUGCUCAUCUGCUUUCUUCCUUUCCUGAUUUAUACAAAUCAAUUUAAAAAAUACUUUUUAAAAAACAACAUAUUGUUAUGUAUUGAGAGUGAGAAUGA
Molecule: messenger RNA, 1746 nt
Organism: Hemibagrus wyckioides
Lineage: Eukaryota; Metazoa; Chordata; Actinopteri; Siluriformes; Bagridae
Gene: kcnj8
Product: potassium inwardly rectifying channel subfamily J member 8
Exons: 2
Coding region: 275-1525 (416 amino acids)
Biological process (GO): potassium ion import across plasma membrane; regulation of monoatomic ion transmembrane transport
Cellular component (GO): plasma membrane
Molecular function (GO): ATP-activated inward rectifier potassium channel activity
Source: RefSeq, a predicted model, not a curated record